GCGCGCACACCCUCCCGGCUCACACGCCCUUGCCCGGCCGUGCACUUGUCUUCGCGCUCGGGCAGGGCGCAGGGACUCCGGCUGCGGCGGCCGACUCCGGCCGAUCUCAAAGGGACAGGAAAGGCAGCAGCAGCCACCCUCUCUCUCAGUCAAGUGGUCACCAGCAGGACUGAAGGGGACAGCCCCUUUGCAGUGGCUCGGCGAGGAGACCCCUGCACCCUAGGGUCAGUGCAGGAGCCCAGCCGCUGAGCCAUGCCGGGCCCCGGGCGGCCUGCAGCGAGCCCAACCCCUGCACCCAGGUAGUCAUGAACAGCCACAGCUACAAUGGCAGCGUGGGGCGGCCGCUGGGCAGCGGGCCGGGCGCCCUGGGACGAGACCCUCCGGACCCUGAGGCCGGUCACCCCCCACAACCCCCGCACAGCCCGGGCCUCCAGGUGGUAGUGGCCAAGAGUGAGCCAGCCCGGCCCUCACCCGGCAGCCCCCGGGGGCAGCCCCAGGACCAGGACGAUGACGAGGAUGAUGAGGAAGAUGAGGCCGGCAGGCAGAGGGCCUCGGGGAAACCCUCAAAUGUGGGCCACCGCCUGGGCCACCGGCGGGCGCUCUUCGAGAAGCGGAAGCGCCUCAGCGACUAUGCCCUCAUUUUCGGCAUGUUUGGCAUCGUCGUCAUGGUGACGGAGACCGAGCUGUCCUGGGGGGUGUACACCAAGGAGUCUCUGUACUCAUUCGCACUCAAAUGCCUCAUCAGCCUCUCCACGGCCAUCCUGCUGGGUCUCGUUGUUCUCUACCAUGCCCGGGAGAUCCAGCUGUUCAUGGUGGACAACGGGGCUGAUGACUGGCGCAUCGCCAUGACCUGCGAGCGCGUGUUCCUCAUCUCGCUAGAGCUGGCGGUGUGCGCCAUUCACCCGGUGCCCGGCCACUACCGCUUCACGUGGACGGCGCGGCUGGCCUUCACGUACGCGCCCUCGGUGGCCGAGGCCGAUGUGGACGUGCUGCUGUCCAUCCCCAUGUUCCUGCGCCUCUACCUGCUGGGCCGGGUGAUGCUACUGCACAGCAAAAUCUUCACGGACGCCUCAAGCCGCAGCAUCGGGGCCCUCAACAAGAUCACCUUCAACACGCGCUUCGUCAUGAAGACACUCAUGACCAUCUGCCCCGGCACCGUGCUGCUGGUCUUCAGCAUCUCCUCCUGGAUCAUCGCGGCCUGGACCGUGCGCGUCUGCGAGAGGUACCACGACAAGCAGGAAGUAACCAGCAACUUCCUGGGGGCCAUGUGGCUGAUUUCCAUCACCUUCCUCUCCAUUGGCUACGGCGACAUGGUGCCCCACACCUACUGCGGGAAGGGUGUGUGCCUGCUCACUGGCAUCAUGGGAGCUGGCUGUACCGCGCUCGUGGUGGCUGUGGUGGCUCGGAAGCUGGAGCUCACCAAGGCUGAGAAGCACGUGCACAACUUCAUGAUGGACACUCAGCUCACCAAGCGGGUAAAAAACGCCGCUGCUAACGUUCUCAGGGAGACGUGGCUCAUCUACAAACAUACCAGGCUGGUGAAGAAGCCAGACCAAGCCCGGGUUCGGAAACACCAGCGUAAGUUCCUCCAAGCCAUCCAUCAGCUCCGGAGUGUGAAGAUCGAGCAAGGGAAGCUGAACGACCAGGCUAACACGCUUACCGACCUAGCCAAGACCCAGACCGUCAUGUACGACCUUGUAUCGGAGCUGCACGCUCAGCACGAGGAGCUGGAGGCCCGCCUGGCCACCCUAGAAAGCCGCUUGGAUGCGCUGGGUGCCUCUCUACAGGCCCUGCCUGGCCUCAUCGCCCAAGCCAUACGCCCACCCCCGCCUCCCCUGCCUCCCCGGCCGGGCCCCGGCCCCCAAGACCAGGCAGCCCGGAGCUCCCCCUGCCGGUGGACGCCCGUGGCCCCCUCGGACUGCGGGUGACGGCCCUGCCCGCCACCAGACCCCUAAAUCUUGGCCAUCGUGUGGCCGCCACCUCCGGGAAGCCUUGUACAGUGGCGCCUCUUGGAGUUCAAGAAGCCGACGCUGAGUCAGGCUGAGUGGACUGAGGCCUGCCCCGCCCAGACUGCCCAGGCAGAGGGCAGGGCUGGACCAUGGGUGAGGGCAGGGGAGCCCGGAGCUUCCUCUGGUCACCUGGUCCCCCGACUCUCCCCAGGCCCCCGGUGGGCAUGGAGCAGCCCGGGGAGGGGUCCGUGCUGGUUCUGAAUAAAGCAGGACCCGCCUAGCGGCUGCCUGUGUGCGUGGCUGGAAGGCACUGGUGAUGUCCCAGGAGGUAGACCUCCAGCCCCGGGUACCAAGAUGAAUGUGGGAAUCAAAAAAACCUGUUCCCAUCACCGGCCUAGCCUAGAAUUCUAGCCUAGAAGCCCUCUCUCCCUCUGGGCUGGAGCUCAGUGAGGGACAACUCUCUAGGGACACCUGUACCAGCCCCACCUGGCGCUGAGAUCCCUCACAGAGCAUGGCCCAGCCCUGGCCGGGAGCAUCGCUCCCCUUCAACCAACCGCGUUGAUGGACACCCACUGUGUGCCAGGCCCCAGCGGGACCCAUGGGGGAGGUGACCUGGGUGAGGAAGGUCAUUUGGGUUUUUGUGAGAUUUGUAUUGAGCACCUGCUGUCUACAGAGAAUGUGAUGAUGUCAAUU
This is a messenger RNA of Gorilla gorilla gorilla (western lowland gorilla), 2642 nucleotides long. It is a transcript of the gene KCNN1, whose product is annotated as potassium calcium-activated channel subfamily N member 1. NCBI's taxonomy places the organism in Eukaryota, Metazoa, Chordata, Mammalia, Primates, Hominidae. The coding region runs from base 306 to 1928 and encodes 540 amino acids. The transcript has 10 exons. Gene Ontology annotation, biological process: potassium ion transport. The record is from RefSeq and is a predicted model, not a curated record. Gene Ontology annotation, cellular component: membrane. Gene Ontology annotation, molecular function: calmodulin binding; small conductance calcium-activated potassium channel activity.